ACUCCGUGCAUAUCUCCCCACCUACUCUCCAGCAGCGCAAGGAGGUCGACACGUGCACCAGAGUCCAGAGGACGAAGCCAUGGCCGACCCAGAGGCGCUGGUGGGGAGCGGCGCCCAGCAGGACGACAUGCUGCGGGUGGUCGCCGCCCUGGCCGGCAUCCUGGAGCGCGUGGCGGAGCGCAACGACGUGGCGACGGCGGCGGCCGGCACCGCGGAGGUGGCGGCGCCGGCGUCGGCGUUCCGGUCGACGAGCAAGCCCGGCAUCUCGGUGCGCGCGUACGUGUCGCGCGUGGCGCGGUUCGCCGGGUGCAGCCCGGCGUGCUACGUCGUGGCCUACAUCUACCUCGACCGGCUGCUGCACCGCGGCCGCCGCUUCGCCCUGGCCGUGGACUCGUACAGCGUGCACCGUCUCCUCAUCACGACCGUGCUCGCGGCCGUCAAGUUCAUGGACGACAUAUGCUACAACAACGCAUACUUCGCCAAGGUCGGCGGCAUCAGCCUGGCGGAGAUGAACUACCUGGAGGUGGACUUCCUGUUCGGCAUCGGGUUUGACCUGAACGUGACGCCCAAGACCUUCGGUGACUACUGCGCUGUGCUCCAGUCCGAGAUGAUGUGCGCCGAGGCUCCCCCCGCGCCGCUGAGGCUGCAGCACUGCUGCCUCUCCGAGUCCGAGGACGACGCGGGCAGCUGCGGCUCUCAGCAACAGCUCGCAGCAUGAAGCCACCGGUGGGUCAGCCGGGCGCGUGUGGAAGAAAAGCUCGCAUUGUAUAUGGCUGAUUGCAUGAUGUGUACAAUUCUGUUAGUCCAUGUGUUUAAUUAGAUUUAGUGUGCUAGAUAGCUAGGGUCGUCGUCCUCCUGCCGUGCUGCAUGAUGCUUGAAAGUUGCAACAAAAUGUACUCUAGUGUGCACUCUUCCUUAGUUUUCGUUGGGUGUGGUGGUGUAGGUCAAUGAAACACUAGCGUGUAAGGUUAAUUAUAUGCCAUAUUUCUUCUCCUGUGAAACAGAAUGUACAGUUUUGAACCUGUUUGGUCACUUCAGCAUUCCUUGUAUAUAUAUGUGGUGGCAUUGUGUUGUUGUUAAA
This is a messenger RNA of Lolium perenne, 1081 nucleotides long. RefSeq names its product cyclin-P4-1. Gene Ontology annotation, biological process: regulation of cyclin-dependent protein serine/threonine kinase activity. NCBI's taxonomy places the organism in Eukaryota, Viridiplantae, Streptophyta, Magnoliopsida, Poales, Poaceae. The record is from RefSeq and is a predicted model, not a curated record. Gene Ontology annotation, molecular function: protein kinase binding.